Molecule: messenger RNA, 3967 nt
Organism: Dalotia coriaria
Lineage: Eukaryota; Metazoa; Arthropoda; Insecta; Coleoptera; Staphylinidae
Product: ATP-dependent RNA helicase l(1)G0007
Exons: 11
Coding region: 242-3886 (1214 amino acids)
Biological process (GO): mRNA splicing, via spliceosome
Cellular component (GO): intracellular anatomical structure; spliceosomal complex
Molecular function (GO): RNA binding; 3'-5' RNA helicase activity; ATP binding
Source: RefSeq, a predicted model, not a curated record
AUUUUCUAAACACUAAAUUAAUGCUGCAAAAUAGAGAAAGUCUUAAAUUUCAAGCUCAUAAUUUUUAGUUGCACUGUUGGUAAAGUUGCCUACUAUAAACAACCGUUUUUGGAUGUUCAAAACAUACUAACCAACCUCAAAACUCAAAACAAAGUUGUAACCUUAAAAACAUCGUUCUGCGACGUAUAGACGCGAUUUAUUGUUGUUUAAAUCAUUUAAUAAUUCUAAAGAACUUGUUGUAAUGGAUGACGAUGGAGUGCAUCGGCUCGCGGGUAGUGUCAUCGAGAAAGGUGGUCUCACAGUCAAGAAGAAACCACCUUCCUUCAAAGUUCCUCAACCCUCAUUAUUGGGCCUUGAUAGAUUGGCGGCACAAAAACGCAAAGAAAAGGAAGAAGCUGCCCGUAAAAUGUCGUUCACUACAGAAGACGAUGACCACAACGAGUCAGGCAAUAAAACUCCGAGGGAGCGAUAUUCAGGUGAAAAUAGAAAAUUCAGAUCUCCACAUGAAGAAACACCAACAUACACUGGUGGAAUUACUGAUGAAGCAAGAGAAAAGUAUUUGGAAAGAAUGGCAAGUAAAAACAAAGAGAAAGGUGUGUUUGCUAGCACUAAAGACAUGAAAAGUUCUAAGGAUUCAAGUUACUAUUAUAAUGAUAGGGAUAGAUACAGAGAUAGAAGAAGAGAUAGAGAUAGGCGUGAUAAGUAUGAUAAAAGGGAUAAAGAUAGGCAUAGAGAUGAUAGAAGUGAUAGACAUAACAGAGGUGAUAGCAGCAGAAGAGAUGACAGGACCCCAAGGUUUAGAGAUGAACCAAAAACUCCAAAUAUUUUUCUUAAAAAUGAUGUUUCCAAGGCAUCCUGGGAGGAUGAUGAUGACUUACCACCUGCAAAGAAGUCAUCAUGGGAUUUCCCAACGCCAAAGCCAGGAGAUGAUAGACACAGUGAUUGGUCAGAAAGGAGUUCCAGAUCGAGAUAUGAUGAAUCAUCACGUUCCGAUAGAAAACAUUCUAGAAGAAAGUAUGAAGAUGAUACUCCGAGAGUGACUCCAGCUCAUAAAUACAAUGCUUGGAUGAAAGAUAGAAAGAAAAGUGGUGCAACGCCAAUGCCACUUGAUGAAAAAGAUGAUCAAGGAGGUCGCAAAUGGGAUGGGACAGUUGAUAGGGACAUGUGGGAAGAAGAACAGAGGAGGAUCGAUCGCGAAUGGUACAAUUUGGAUGAGGGAUAUGACGACGAAAAUAAUCCAUUUUCCAGUGUGAGUGAUGAAUAUACAAAGAAGAAAGAGGAACAGUUGGAACAACGCAAGAAAAAGCGCAUGUCAGCGCAGCAAAGGCAAAUCAACAAAGAUAAUGAAUUAUGGGAGAGAAAUCGAAUGCUUACGUCUGGCGUGGUACAUUCUGUUGAUUUUAAUGAAGACUUUGAUGAAGAAUCUGUUGAUCGAGUGCAUCUAUUGGUUCAUAACAUUGUCCCGCCGUUUUUGGAUGGACGAAUUGUGUUUACCAAACAGCCGGAACCUGUUAUUCCUGUGAGAGAUCCAACAUCGGACAUGGCGAUUGUAGCUAGAAAAGGUUCACCACUAGUAAGAGUUUAUCGUGAACAGAAAGAACGCAGGAAAGCACAAAAGAAGCACUGGGAUUUGGGUGGAUCCAAAAUGGGUAACAUUUUGGGAAUUAAGAAGAAAGUCGAUGAUGAAGAUGCAAAAUAUAACAAAGAUGACGAUUCGACUGACUACAAGACAGACCAUAAAUUCGCUGAACACAUGACAAAGUCGGAAGCAAGCAGUGAUUUCGCACGAAAGAAGUCAAUCCUUGAACAACGCAGAUAUUUACCUGCUUUUGCUGUGCGUCAAGAAGUCCUGAAUGUCAUCAGAGACAAUUCUGUCGUAAUUAUAGUCGGCGAGACUGGAAGUGGCAAAACGACCCAACUAACUCAAUAUCUCCACGAGGAUGGUUACAGCAAGUACGGAAUGAUUGGAUGCACACAGCCCAGGAGAGUAGCCGCAAUGUCGGUUGCAAAACGAGUUAGCGACGAAAUGGGAACUCAAUUAGGCGAUGAAGUGGGCUACGCGAUUCGAUUCGAGGACUGCACGUCCGAUAACACCGUCAUAAAGUACAUGACAGAUGGUAUUCUGCUACGUGAAAGUCUGCGAGAACCUGAUCUGGACCACUACAGCGCGAUCAUAAUGGACGAGGCGCAUGAACGCUCGCUGAGCACUGAUGUCCUGUUCGGACUCCUACGCGAGAUAGUUGCUAGACGACACGAUCUUAAAUUGAUCGUCACUUCCGCCACGAUGGACUCUGGCAAGUUUUCGAUGUUUUUCGGGAACGUGCCGACAUUUACGAUUCCUGGACGCACGUUUCCGGUUGAAACGCUAUUUUCGAAAAAUCCGGUCGACGAUUACGUCGACAGCGCCGUGAAACAGGCUCUGCAGAUUCACCUUCAGCCGCCUUCGGGUGAUAUUUUGAUUUUUAUGCCUGGUCAGGAAGAUAUCGAAGUGACGUGCGAGGUGUUGGCAGAGCGACUUGGCGAAAUCGACAACGCGCCCGAGCUCUCGAUUCUGCCAAUUUAUUCGCAAUUGCCGUCUGAUUUGCAAGCGAAGAUUUUUCAACGAUCACCGGAGGGUAUACGGAAAUGUGUAGUUGCGACGAAUAUCGCGGAAACUUCACUUACGGUCGAUGGUAUUAUAUUUGUCAUCGAUUCCGGUUAUUGCAAGUUGAAGGUUUAUAAUCCUCGAAUUGGCAUGGACGCUUUACAGAUUUAUCCAAUCAGCCAAGCGAACGCAAAUCAGAGAUCGGGCCGCGCUGGUCGUACUGGACCCGGUCAGGCAUUCCGUCUCUACACGGAACGGCAGUACAAGGACGAACUGUUGAUCACGACCGUACCCGAAAUUCAGAGAACGAAUUUGGCGAAUACCGUGCUCCUUUUGAAGUCAUUGGGCGUUCAAGAUUUACUACAGUUUCAUUUCAUGGACCCGCCUCCUCAAGACAAUAUUCUGAACUCCUUAUAUCAAUUAUGGAUACUUGGUGCUUUGGAUCACACAGGUGUGUUAACAAAGCUCGGCCGCCAGAUGGCUGAAUUUCCGUUAGAUCCGCCGCAGUGCCAAAUGCUUAUUGUUUCCAGUGAUAUGGGAUGCACUCAGGAAAUUUUAAUUAUUGUUUCAAUGCUUUCUGUGCCAUCGAUUUUCUAUCGUCCUAAAGGUCGCGAAGAAGAAGCAGACGGAGUACGUGAAAAAUUCCAGGUUCCGGAAAGCGAUCACUUGACGUACCUCAACGUGUACAACCAAUGGAAACAGAAUAAUUAUUCGUCGCACUGGUGUAACGAGCACUUUAUACACAUUAAGGCGAUGCGCAAGGUGCGCGAAGUGCGUCAACAGUUGAAGGACAUCGUUAUACAACAAAAAUUAGAGUUGAAGUCGUGCGGAACCGACUGGGACGUGGUGCGGAAGUGUAUUUGUUCAGCAUAUUUCCAUCAAGCAGCGCGGUUGAAAGGUAUCGGUGAGUAUGUAAACUGUCGAACCGGAAUGCCUUGCCAUCUGCAUCCGACUUCAGCGCUAUUUGGAUUGGGUAACACGCCUGAUUACGUUGUCUACCAUGAACUGGUAAUGACAGCUCGCGAGUAUAUGCAAUGUGUCACCUCGGUCGACGGUCACUGGUUAGCGGAAUUGGGUCCUAUGUUUUUCUCAUUGAAAGAAACGGGUAAAUCAGGGCGGGCGAAGAAGAAACAAGCUGCUGAGCAUUUACAAGAAAUGGAAAAUCAAAUGCAAGUAGCUCAGGAAGAGAUGCGACAACGUAAAGAAGCUGCGGAUAAAAAGGAAGCUGCAUUGAACAAAGGACAAGAAAUUAUCAGUGCCGGUACAACCCCGCGAAGGACACCUGCUAGAUUUGGUUUGUAAAUAAAAACAAUCGACAACAUUUUAAGAAAUUGAUACAACAUAUAUCUAGACUUCACAAUUACAGCGUAUAUUUUAUUUCAA